AUGGCGCGGUAUUUGGCGGGCGGAGCAUUGCGUACGCGUAGGCUUCAGAAAUCCUCUCUUUCUACUUCUUCCUUCUAUCUCGCUCGCUCCAUCUUCAAUCCCUUAUCUUCUCCUCCUCCUCCUCCUCCUCCUCCUACUACCUUUUACAAAAUCCCAAUCACUAAUCCUAAUUAUCCCAACACCUUCACUCCCACCUCUGAAGUUUUCAAAUUCGGUCGGGAUUUUCGAUCCUUUGCCCACAUUUCAACAAGCAGCGUCGAGGAAAAGAACAAUGAUGAUGGUGAUCGAUCCAAGGCGGCGGCAGCAGAGGUGGUGGUGUCUUCUUCUUGGAUUGACUUGUAUUUGCCGAAGCAUGUUCAACCUUAUGCUCGUCUCGCUCGCCUCGAUAAGCCCAUUGGGACUUGGCUCCUUGCUUGGCCUUGUAUGUGGUCGAUUGGCUUGGCGGCAAUUCCGAGACAUUUGCCUGAUUUUAAGAUGAUGUUGCUGUUUGGCUGUGUAUCUUUGAUUUUUAGGGGUGCUGGAUGUACCGUAAAUGACCUCAUCGAUCGCGACAUUGAUACAAAGGUGGAACGUACAAAGUUGCGACCAGUUGCAAGUGGUAUUUUGUCACCAUUUCAAGGGCUUUGUUUUCUUGGGUUUCAAUUGCUUUUGGGUCUUGGGAUUCUCCUUCAAUUGAAUAAUUAUAGCUGCAUUUUGGGGGCUUCAUCCUUGUUGCUAGUCUUCUCCUAUCCUCUCAUGAAGAGGUUUACAUUUUGGCCUCAAGCCUAUCUAGGUUUGACCUUUAACUGGGGUGCUCUAUUAGGCUGGGCUGCGGUUAAAGGAAGUCUGGAUCCAGCUAUAGUGCUCCCAUUGUACAUUUCUGGAGUAUUUUGGACUCUUGUGUAUGAUACGAUAUAUGCACAUCAGGAUAAAGAAGAUGAUUUGAAAGUGGGUGUUAAAUCUACAGCUUUGAGAUUUGGGGAUUCAACUAAGGAGUGGAUUACUGGGUUUGGAAUUGCAUCCAUCAGUAGUCUUGCCCUCUGUGGCUAUAAUGCUGGGAUUGGGUGGCCAUAUUAUGCAUUUCUGACAGCUGCAUCUGGACAAUUAGCUUGGCAGAUAUGGACGGUUGACCUAUCAUCACGUGCUGAUUGCAAUAGGAAAUUUGUUUCCAACAAGUGGUUUGGUGCUAUUAUUUUCAGUGGGAUCUUAUUUGGAAGAAUUUCAUCAUAGUGGGACACUGUAUAUUGGAUUUGCAGGGAACGAAGGCUUCCAAAUUGAAUAAAUGGUUGAGCAGUUUAAGUUCAUUUAAAACAAUAGUAAGCUGCUCUCUCUCUCUCUCUCUCCAAGACACACGUGUGCACACACACAUACAUGAAUAUACACUGAAUUGAUAGACUUGAAUAGGUGUUCGUGGGUCAGUUCAGGUUGGUAACAUAUUGACCCGCUACUGACCGAUGGGUAUGGUGAAACCACCCACCCAAUGGGAUCAUUGGGUUGGGUUGCAUGUUAGAAAAAACCAAUCUUGAUUCUUGUUUGGAUGGUGUUCAGAAUUAUCUUCCAUUGAAAUGCAUGGUUUAGGUGGACUUUUUAGUACAAAAUUACUUGAGGUUCAAACCAGACUAGAUGGUUCAACUGGGAACUAGGCCCUAAACCGGUCUAGUAAAAACCAGGAACCGAUCCCUUUUUAGGUUCUUUGACCAUUCUUGUAUUUAAAACCAUGGUUUUUUUGUUUGUUUUGUUUUUGGGAUGAGAUUUCAAAGUAGUCAGUUUACAAGAAAUUUGAAAAUUUUAAACAUUGUCGAAUAUUUGGACCAUUUAGCUAUAUCAAAGAUGGAAGACAGAGCUGCAACAUGCCUUCUGUUAGUCCAAGUGAUUGGCUCUGAGUCCAUUAUAUUUCAGAUUUAUU
Messenger RNA from Quercus robur (English oak), 1885 nucleotides. RefSeq names its product 4-hydroxybenzoate polyprenyltransferase, mitochondrial-like. The transcript has 9 exons. Gene Ontology annotation, biological process: ubiquinone biosynthetic process. Gene Ontology annotation, molecular function: prenyltransferase activity. Lineage: Eukaryota; Viridiplantae; Streptophyta; Magnoliopsida; Fagales; Fagaceae. The record is from RefSeq and is a predicted model, not a curated record. Gene Ontology annotation, cellular component: mitochondrial inner membrane. Bases 1 to 1209 code for a protein of 402 amino acids.